Messenger RNA from Trichoplusia ni (cabbage looper), 1507 nucleotides. Its product is annotated as metabotropic glutamate receptor 1-like. Gene Ontology annotation, molecular function: adenylate cyclase inhibiting G protein-coupled glutamate receptor activity. Gene Ontology annotation, biological process: G protein-coupled receptor signaling pathway. Gene Ontology annotation, cellular component: membrane. NCBI's taxonomy places the organism in Eukaryota, Metazoa, Arthropoda, Insecta, Lepidoptera, Noctuidae. The transcript has 3 exons. The record is from RefSeq and is a predicted model, not a curated record. The coding region runs from base 28 to 585 and encodes 185 amino acids.
CAUACUGCUAACAUUCUAGGGUUCACGAUGUACACGACGUGCGUGAUAUGGCUGGCGUUCGUGCCGCUGUAUUUCGGCACGGCGAGCCACGUGCCGCUGCGAGUCACCAGCAUGGCCGUCACCAUCUCGCUUAGUGCCAGCGUCACGCUCGUCUGCUUGUUCUCUCCAAAGUUAUACAUAAUCCUGAUCCGACCGGAGAGGAAUGUCCGGCAGAGCAUAAUGCCGGUCCGGUACAGCCGGAAGCCGCCGCCAGCGCAGCCAUUGCCGCAUCCUCAGACGAAGAAGCCUUUGACUGCAAACAAGGAGACUCAAACGGACCCAGCCGACUUCAAGCUCGUCAACGGUCAAACAAUCCAACUGAUCAACGACACAGACACCAAACACGAAGAACAAACCAAAGACCUCAACAAAACACAACUUACUAGUAACAAUGUCAAAACUAACACCGCCAAUGACAAAUCUAACGCCGUCAAUGACAAAUCUAACAAUACGAACAUCAAGUCUAAUGACAACGUUAUCACAACGAAUGGUAACGACAAGUCUAGCCACACUCCUGUAGCCAAUGACAAAGCUGACACCUUAUAGCAAAGACACUCCUCAAGAUCCCUCCUCGAAUACUCACACAAAAACAACAAUGUCAUCGUCAAAAAGAAAAGUUGCUCAUGCAAAUACAAGGAACGAAAACCAGUAGUUGUUUAAAAUUAAGUAGAAGCUAUCGAUGUAAAUAAUCCCGCUUUACUGCUUCUUUGUAAAUACAUUGUUAAAUAAUCUUUUCUUCAAAUAAUGUAAAUAAUAAUCUUGUAAAUAUAAAUGAAAAGACAAAUAGUGAUGUUUACUGUAUAUAAUCGUAUAUGUAUAAUAUCGUUAAGCUUACCGUUUUAUAUAUUAAAUAUUUAAAUAAGUUAUUUAUUAAGUAUUGUUAUAGCAUGUGCAGUGUAGAGCCUUGAGCCAGGACAGUAGUGACAAACGAAUGUAAAUAUUGAAUUUCUACUCAUCCCACUGAUGUUUGUCUAGUCUGUGACUCUGCAUAUUUGCUGACAACCCUUGUUGAAUAAAAUGCGUUACAUAUCGACUAAUUUAUUGUUAUAGUUUAUAAAGUAUUUAUUUGGUCAAGCAAAAGUGCAGAGUUCCUUUAUUUCAGAAAUAUUAAUUAAAAUAUAAGAUACAUAUCAUGCGUUUUUUAAUCUACAGUGUACGUAUUUUCAAUAAAUAUUUAAUUGUUAUCAUUAAAUUAUAUUGUCACUAUUGUCUUGCUCUUCCUGUGCAUGUUAUACUAAAUUAUACCUUAUAUCGUAAAUAUGAUUAAGGUAUUUACGAAAAUAAACAGUUUGAUGUUGAUAUGUCUUUUAUUAUCACAAACCCACUUGAUAUGCUUGGUUAACAAGAUUUGGGGUUUUGCCACCACGUAAAGACUGUCGCAGUUUUGAAAGUCAGCUCGUCUCUUCCACAGCUGACUCAUUAGCCAAAUGACAUUUCUACAUUAAUAGAAAAUGAAAGUAUUGAGAUG